Molecule: messenger RNA, 1023 nt
Organism: Linum trigynum
Lineage: Eukaryota; Viridiplantae; Streptophyta; Magnoliopsida; Malpighiales; Linaceae
Source: the annotation of a GenBank genome assembly
AGGCACAAACAAUAAUCCGCUACAGGGGUACGACCAAUGUGCUCCCAUUACACCCAGCUAUCUUGUUCCACCCAAACUCCCCGCCAAGGCUCAUACUACGAACCCCGCUCGACCUACCAUCAAACCCCUCCGAGUCCCACCCCGAUCUCAUACAACGAUCCCCGCCAAGGAGCAUACUACGAUUCCCGCCCGGUCUACCCCCGAUCUCCCCGCCAAAUGUACUACGAUUCCCACCCGGUCUACCCCCCAUCUCCCCGCCAAGGAGCAUAUUACGAUUCCCGCCCGGUCUACCCCCCAUCUCCUCGCCAAACAUCAUCGGGUACUUUGCAUGAUGGUUCCUCCACGACGGCGCACCACGAAUUCAACCCAUUGACUCGCCCUCAUCAGCAGUGGCCUCCUACUCCUCACCGUAUGAGCGUGGAUGUCCCCCGCUCGACCCCGGAAAUGCCGAUUCACCGCCAACACAGCACCGACAAGCGCCACACUACCUCGGCCCGAGUUCGAAACUUGCCACCGCAACCACCUGUUGUUACUCCCGUCGGUCGUCGUACAAGGAGCAAGAAAACCGUGGGUUCCGGUGAAGCUCGUGGACUUCCUUGAGUUAUAUUUUGAGUUGAAUUUAAUUUCUAUGUACUUGGAACUAUUCCUAUUCUCUUAGUUUAUCGAAUUGAGUGUUGUUGCAAUUUGGUUUUUAAUUAAAUGAACAAAGAAUUAUUCAUAUUAUCUUAGUUUAUUUAAUUGAGUGUUGUUUCAAUUUGGUUUUAUUUCUAUGCCCUUGGAACUAUUCCUUUUAUCUUGAUAUAAUCCCAAUUCGUUCAAUCAACAAUACAGUGGAGAGAAGAGAUUGGAUUGAAAAUAGAGGAGAAAGAAAAAUUAUGAUCUUUGCACAAUCUCUCCCUUAGAGGUGUAAGUAAGCGCAAUCGAUUUGACCCUUAGAGCAACCCAACGGCGGAGUUCCCAAGCUAAUCCCUCGUUCCCUUCGCCAAAGAACGAUAAAAGCAACAAUACACAAUACACAUUUCG